CGCCCAUGGGCUCCGCACCAGCGGCCCCGCCGCUGCGGUACCGCAGCACCCGCCUGCUGCGCGCGGCCUUCCAGCUCCUCCACCAGCAGCAGCAGCGGGCGGACGUGUUCUGCGAUGUGGUGCUGCGGGCUGAGGGCGAGGCAGUGGUGGCCCAUUGCAGCGUCCUCUCCGUCUGCAGCCCUUUCUUCAUGGAGCACCUGGGCCCGGAGCUGCCCCCCCGGGGCUGCAGGGUGGUGCUGGAGCUGGCGGGGCUGAAGAUUGGGGUGCUGCGCAAGCUCGUGCGCUUCUUCUACACGGCCGAGCUGGAGGUGGAGCAGGAGGAGGUGCAGGAGGUGCUGGCAGCCGCCCAGCGCCUCCGCAUCACCGAGCUGGAGGCGCUGCAGCUGCAGGGGGGACGCCUGGUGAGGCUGGGACCCCAGAGGCAGCUCAACCGCUCCUGCCUGUGCUGCCCCCAGCAGGGCUCCCCCGCCAUGCCGCUCCACAGGGCUGUGCCCAGCGGCGCCAGCAUCCCCCCUGGGAGCACUGGGGUGUCCCCCCAGGGGCAGCCAUACUCUCCGGGGCCGACACAUCUCAGCCCCAUCAGGCGAGUGAGGCUGCGGAAGGUGGAGAGCAGGGGAUGCUGGGAGGUGGUGCGGGACACGCCGACCCCCCCCACCUUUCCCACGGUGCCAGUAGGCCAUGGGGAGUUGACAGGAGCACAGCCCCCCCAGGAUGUGGGUGAACUGGGAAGCGGACAGUCCCCACCUCAGCAGAACUCCAGUGCAGCCUGGAGGCAGCAGGACGGGGAGCCCCCUGUGCCCCAGCAGGGCUGUGGGCAGGCAUUCCCCAGAGGUGACCCCGAGAAUGAGGAGGAGGUGGAUGUGGGCACAGUGGAGCCGUUCCUGCCAGUGGGCACAGUCUGCCUCUGGCCCUGCCCCUCCUCUGAGUCAGAUGAUGAGGUGGAUGUCCUCACAUAGGGGGGGCUGGCUCUGUCCCCCGCCACUGCCUGCCCUCGGGGCUGUAUCCCCUGGCCUC
Molecule: messenger RNA, 1014 nt
Organism: Empidonax traillii (willow flycatcher)
Lineage: Eukaryota; Metazoa; Chordata; Aves; Passeriformes; Tyrannidae
Gene: BTBD18
Product: BTB domain containing 18
Exons: 2
Coding region: 6-956 (316 amino acids)
Biological process (GO): positive regulation of transcription elongation by RNA polymerase II
Molecular function (GO): protein binding
Source: RefSeq, a predicted model, not a curated record